Molecule: messenger RNA, 2928 nt
Organism: Sus scrofa (pig)
Lineage: Eukaryota; Metazoa; Chordata; Mammalia; Artiodactyla; Suidae
Gene: CD163L1
Product: CD163 molecule-like 1
Cellular component (GO): external side of plasma membrane; membrane
Source: RefSeq, a predicted model, not a curated record
GCCUCCUCCCAGGUUAUUUUGCAGCUGGGACUUUGACCUUGAUGACUUGGGAGUCAGGAUGGCUCUGGACAGACAUCUCUCUCUUCAGGGACUCUGCUUCCUCCUGCUCAUCGUGGUGGGCGGUCAAGCUCUGGAGCUGAGGCUGAAGGAUGGAAGGCACCGCUGUGAGGGGAGAGUGGAACUGAAGCACCAAGGAAAAUGGGGCACUGUGAAUUAUGCUUACUGGGGUUUGCCGGGAGCAACCGUGGUGUGCAGACAGCUGGAAUGUGGAACUGCUGUUGAUGCUCCCAAGGCGUCUUAUUUUGGACGAGGGGAUGGUCCCAUCUGGUUGUAUGCUUUAUGUGAAGGGACAGAGUCAACUCUCACUGACUGUAGGCAUCCUAAUAUUACAGACUACAGGACUAAAGGCGCUUCCCAUGAUUGGGAUGCUGGAGCAGUCUGCUCAGGAUAUGUGCGCCUGGUUGUAGGGGACAGACCUUGCUCAGGGCGAGUAGAAGUGCAUUCUGGAGAAGACUGGAUGCCAGUGUCUGAUGGGAACUUUACAUUCUCCACUGCCCACGUCAUCUGUGCAGAGCUGGGAUGUGGCAAGGCUGUGUCUGUCCUGGGUCAGAGGCCCCUCAGAGAGCCAGGUAACCAGGUCUGGGCUGAAGAGUUCAGGUGUAAAGGGGACGAGCAUGAGCUCUCGUCCUGCCCCAGAGUGCCCUGUCCAGGAGGCACUUGUCACCACAGUGGAGCUGUUCAAGUUGUCUGUUCAGCAUACUCAGAAGUCCGGCUCAUGAGAAAUGGCACCUCUCAGUGUGCGGGGCGAGUGGAGAUGAAUAUUUCUGGAGGAUGGAGAACACUCUGUGCCUCCCACUGGACCAUGGCCAAUGCCAAUGUUGUCUGUCGUCAGCUCGGCUGUGGGGUCGCCCUCUCCACCCCAAAGGGAGCAGAGGGAGGUGAUCAGAUGUGGAAAGCCCGAUUUCACUGCUCUGGGGCUGAGUCCUUCUUGUGGAAUUGCCCUGUGACUGCCCUGGGUGUUCCUGACUGUGCCCAUGGAAACACAGCCUCUGUGAUCUGCUCAGGAAACCAGACCCAGGUGCUGCCUCAGUGCAAUGACUCCCUGUCUGAACCAGGAGGCUCUACAGCCUCAGAGGAGAGCACCACCAACUGCUCAGAGAGCAGACAGCUGCGCCUGGUGGAUGGAGAGAGUUAUUGCUCAGGGAGAGUGGAGAUCCUUCACCAGGGCUCCUGGGGCACCAUCUGUGAUGACAGCUGGGACCUGGACGAUGCGCACGUGGUGUGCAGGCAGCUGGGCUGUGGAGAUGCCAUCAGUGCACUGGGGUCUGCUCACUUUGGGGCGGGCUCAGGCCACAUCUGGCUGGAUGACGUGAACUGCACAGGAAAGGAGUCCCACGUGUGGCAGUGCCCUUUCAGGGGCUGGGGGCGGCACGACUGCAGACACAAGGAGGACGCAGGGGUCAUCUGCUCAGAGUCCCUGGCCCUCAGGAUGGUGAGCGAGGACCAGGAGUGUGCCGGGUGGCUGGAAGUUUUCUACAACGGGACCUGGGGCGGUGUCUGCCGCAGCCCCAUGGAAGACAUCACCUUGUCCAUGAUCUGCAGGCAGCUUGGCUGUGGGGACAGUGGAACCCUCAACUCUUCCGUUUCUCUUAGGGAAGGUUCUAGACCCCGGUGGGUCGAUGGAAUCCAGUGCGGAAAAACUGACACCUCUUUCUGGCAGUGUCCUUCUGACCCUUGGAAAAACAGUUCAUGUUCUCUAACAGAGGAAGCCUAUGUCUCCUGUGCAGGAAGGAGACCCAAGAGCUGCCCAACUGCUGCCCCCUGCACAGACAAAGAGAAGCUGCGACUCAGGGGAGGAGACAGCGUGUGCUCAGGGCGAGUGGAGGUGUGGCACAGCGGCUCCUGGGGCACUGUGUGUGAUGACUCCUGGAGCCUGGCGGAGGCCGAGGUGGUGUGUCAGCAGCUGGGCUGUGGCCAUGCCCUGGAAGCCCUGCGGGAUGCGGCAUUUGGCCCUGGAAGUGGGAGCAUCUGGCUGGACGAGGUGCAGUGCAGGGGCAGGGAGUCCUCCCUGUGGGACUGUGCUGCGGGGCCCUGGGGGCAGAGCGACUGCAAGCACGAGGAGGAUGCUGGAGUGAGGUGCUCUGGUCAAAGAACCACAUCUCCCCCCACUAUAGCAGGGGCCAGACCAGGCUCCAAUCCUAUCCCUGGCAUUUUUUCCCUUCCCGAGAUCCUCUGCCUCAUCCUGGGGGCUCUUCUCUUCCUGGUCCUCAUCAUCCUGGUGACACAGCUGCUCAGAUGGAGAGCAGAGCGCAGAGCCUUAUCCGGCUUGGAAGGGGCUCUCGCUGAGGCCGUGUAUGAAGAGAUCGAUUACCUUGUAACACCGAAGGAGGAUCUGCUGGGCAGCCCAGGGUUCCUAUCAGAUGACUCAGUGACGAAACUGCCGUAUUACACCGGGGAAGGUGAAGAGAACAGAGACUCCAAAUCUGCUCCAGAUGAACCCCCAACCCAGGGGAUUGAUGCCCCCAGUGAGGGUUAUGAUGAUGCUGAAGAGGUACCAGUGCCCGGGGCUCCUGCUGCCUCUCUGAUGAGCAAGAGGGAAGUGCCCCCAGAAGAGGAGAGUGGGAUGCGGGCCUCUCAGACAGGCUCUUCUCUGAACUUCCCUCGAGGGGAGGCUGAGCCUGAAAAAGGAGAAGCUAUCCGCUGGCUGCACCAGGGGGAAAUAUUUGACCCUGGGUACGACGACGUUGAAAUAAGUGCUCCUGGAACAUUCACCGUAGCUUUCCCAUGAUAGUCCAUUAAAUAUGAGAUGAAGGCUUCGAUACUCUAAUUGCUUGUAUUCUGAUAUGUUAAUGCUGAUGUAUAAUUGCAUUGUAUGGAAAUUGUUCAAAAUGAAAUAGUCUGAAUAAAGUAACUUUUUUUCUUUGUUGA